Messenger RNA from Corticium candelabrum, 396 nucleotides. RefSeq lists its product as uncharacterized. Lineage: Eukaryota; Metazoa; Porifera; Homoscleromorpha; Homosclerophorida; Plakinidae. The record is from RefSeq and is a predicted model, not a curated record. The transcript has a single exon. The coding region runs from base 1 to 396 and encodes 131 amino acids.
AUGUUUGACAAACAUAUUGACUUGCUGGCUCUCUCUGAGUCACGCUGGUGGGGUCAUGGCACUACUUCAAUGCAGUCUUACACCAUUCUUCACUCGGGCUCCGACUCUUCACAUUCUGGUGGAGUUGCCAUUAUCUUCUCUCCCCAUGCUCGAGUAGCUUGGGAAGCAGCUGGAAGUAUUUUCAAGCCCAUCAAUGGAAGAAUUAUGUAUAUCCGAUUGAAAUCACAUCUCUCCUACAUCACAGCUUUUGCUAUCUAUGCUCCGAUUAAUCCUGUCACCUCAACAACUGAAGCCAAUCAACCGUCUGAGAACUUCUACAACGAACUGCAUUCUGCAAUGGCAACCAUUCCAGCAACAGACAUGGUCACUAUUCUAGGGGAUUCAAUGCACGAAUAG